UAGCCAUGCACGUGUGGUAAACAAGCACUGCCAGCAGCAUGGACUUCUCAAAGAAGUGGAGUAAUCUGCCUACAGGUCCGAGCCUGAGGAACCUGACAGAGGGCCGCUUCGGGGAGCUGAAGGAGCAGCAGCACGCGGCCGUUCAGGAUCUGACCAAGGCGCACAUCGAGUCGUUCGACCAGGCGGUGACGGACGGACUGAGCCGCGUCGUGCAGGCCAUUCCUCCUUUGGAGUUUAUGUACAAAAAUGACCAGAUCAGUCUUUCGUUCGUGGACGCCUCCAUGCACAGUCCAACUGUGGCCAAAGGGAACAUCUGUCGGGAAAUGAAGAUAUUUCCAGCAGAGUGCCGGGGCCGAAGAUGUUCAUACAAAGGAAAGCUCGUGGCAGACGUCAGCUGGUCGGUCAAUGGCGUCCCCAAAGGCAUCGUGAAGCAGUCGCUGGGCCUCCUUCCCGUCAUGGUGAAGUCCAAGCUGUGUAACCUGCAUGGCUUGUCUCCCAAGGAGCUUGUCGAGCAUCAUGAGGAAUCAGAGGAAAUGGGAGGUUACUUCAUCGUUAACGGGAUCGAGAAGGUUAUCCGAAUGCUGAUCAUGCCGAGGAGGAACUAUCCCAUCGCCAUGUGCAGGCCGAAGUGGAAGAGCAGGGGCCAGGGAUACACUCAGUAUGGUAUUUCUAUGCGCUGUGUGAAGGAAGAACACACAGCCAUCAACAUGAACCUGCAUUAUCUGGAGAACGGGACUGUGAUGCUGAACUUCAUCUACAUGAAAGAGCUCUACUUCCUGCCUCUCGGCUUCGGACUGAAGGCGCUGGUGGACUUCUCAGACUUCCAGAUCUACCAGGAGCUGAUCAAAGGCCGCGAGGACAAUUCUUUCUACAAGACCUGCGUGUCGGAGAUGCUGCGCAUUGUGUCGGAGGAGGGCUGCACCACCCGCAGCAAGGUGCUCAAUUACCUCGGAGAGCGCUUCAGGGUCAAGAUGAACCUGCCCGAGUGGUACACAGACGAAGAGUGUGCCAACUUCCUGCUGAGUGAGUGCAUCUGUAUUCACCUGAAGUCCAACGUGGAGAAGUUCUACCUGCUCUGCCUGAUAACCAGGAAGCUCUUCAGCUUCGCCAAGCAGGAGUGCAUGGAGGAGAACUGCGACAGCAUCAUGUGUCAGGAGGUGCUCACGCCCGGCCAGCUCUACCUCAUGUUCCUCAAGGAGAGAAUGGCUGCCUGGUUGGUGUCUGUGAAGCUUUCUGUUGACAAAAGAGGCAGUAAACUGGUUAGUGGCUGGGGCGCCGAAAACAUGAUGAGGAUCCUCAACACGGGCUCGGAUCUGACCAAAGCUUUUGAGUAUCUGCUGGCUACUGGCAACCUCAACUCCAGGACAGGCCUCGGCCUGCUGCAGAACACCGGCCUCUGCGUCGUUGCCGACAAGCUCAACUUCAUCCGCUACCUGUCCCACUUCCGCUGCGUGCACAGAGGGGCGGCGUUUGCCAAGAUGAGGACCACCUCCGUCCGCAAGCUGCUGCCCGAGUCCUGGGGCUUCCUGUGUCCGGUCCACACGCCGGACGGGGAGCCGUGCGGACUGAUGAACCACAUGACGGCCAGCUGUGAGAUUGUGGCCCCGACGUUGUCCACCAUGUCUCUGCCCGCCCUGCUCUGUUCUCUGGGCGUCACCCCGGUGGAUGGAUCUCCCAGUCAGCCCUUCUCAGACUGCUACCCUGUCAUCCUGGACGGAGCCGUGAUAGGCUGGGUGGAGGCAGACCUGGCUCCGUCAGUGGCCGACUCACUGCGCACCUUCAAAGUACAAAGAGAGAAGAAGAUCCCUUCCUGGACUGAGAUUGUUCUGGUUCCAAAAACAGGCAAAGCCAGCCUGUAUCCAGGCCUGUUCCUUUUCACGACGCCCUGCAGGAUGGUGCGCCCGGUACAAAAUUUGACUCUCGGCAAGCAGGAGCUGAUCGGCACGUUUGAGCAGCUUUACCUCAACGUGGGGAUCCUGGAGGACGAGAUUGAAGCCGGCGUGACCACACACCAGGAGCUCUUCCCUCACAGCAUGCUCAGCGUGGUGGCCAACUUCAUCCCUUACUCUGACCACAACCAGAGUCCCAGGAACAUGUACCAGUGCCAGAUGGGUAAGCAGACUAUGGGCUUCCCGCUGCACUCCUUCAUGGAUCGCUCAGACAACAAGCUGUACCGGCUCCAGACCCCUCAGAGCCCGCUGGUCCGGCCCUUCAUGUACGACCAUUACAACCUGGACAACUACCCCAGCGGCACCAACGCCAUUGUGGCUGUUAUAUCAUACACAGGCUACGACAUGGAGGACGCCAUGAUCGUCAACAAGUCGUCGUGGGAGCGAGGCUUCGCCCAUGGAAUGAUCUACAAGACGGAGCUGGUGGACCUGGCAGACAAGGUGAGGGGCGAGGACUGCGUGGUGUUCGGGACCAAGCCGGACGACCCCAAGACAAGCGGCAAGCUGGACGCUGACGGCCUGCCGUUCAUCGGCUCUACGCUCCAGUACGGAGACCCCUUCUACAGCUACAUCAACCUCAACACCGGCCAGGCCUUCGUCGCCUACUACAAGAGCCAAGAAGGCUGCGUCGUUGACAACGUGAAGGUCUGCAGCAACGACGCCGGCUCCGGCCACUUCAAACGCAUCUGCAUCACCCUGCGGGUGCCACGAAACCCCACGAUCGGCGACAAGUUCGCCAGCCGCCACGGGCAGAAGGGCAUCCUGAGCCGGCUGUGGCCGGCCGAGGACAUGCCCUUCACGGAGAGCGGCAUGUCUCCGGACAUCCUGUUCAACCCCCACGGCUUCCCGUCUCGCAUGACCAUCGGGAUGCUGAUCGAGAGCAUGGCGGGAAAGUCGGGCGCCCUGCACGGGCUGAGCCACGACGCCACGCCCUUCUCCUUCUCCGAGGAGAACUCGGCGCUGGAGUACUUUGGCGAGAUGCUCAGGGCGGGCGGCUACAACUACUACGGCACGGAGCGGCUGUACAGCGGGCUGAGCGGCCAGGAGCUGGAGGCCGACAUCUUCAUCGGCGUGGUCUACUACCAGCGCCUGCGCCACAUGGUCUCCGACAAGUUCCAGGUGAGGACCACGGGGGCGCGAGACAAGGUGACCAACCAGCCGGUGGGAGGGAGGAACAUCCAGGGAGGGAUCCGCUUCGGCGAGAUGGAGCGAGACGCCCUGCUGGCUCACGGCUCCUCCUUCCUGCUCCACGACCGCCUCUUCAACUGCUCGGACCGCUCCGUGGCGCAGGUGUGCGUGGACUGCGGCAGCCUGCUGUCGCCGCUGCUGGAGAAGCCGCCGCCGUUCUGGUCGGCCACGCGCCACCGGAAGACCGUCUGCACCCUGUGCGGCAAAAGUGACUCCAUUGACUCGGUGUCUGUGCCGUACGUCUUCCGCUACUUUAUAGCCGAGCUCGCCGCCAUGAACAUCAAAGUCAAGUUGGACAUUAAAUGAUCGUAAUGGAGGACAGAUGAAGAGUGUCUGAGUUGGAUGGAGUCAAAAGACGAAUCCUGCAAAGCAAAGUGCCUGAGAGCUUUUUGUCUGUUUUGUGGAAAUGUUUGUAUAAAAGAGACAGUGUUGAGUUCUCCUAAAUAAAACUGGCGUGUCGCACCACC
Salarias fasciatus (jewelled blenny) is the source of this 3604-nucleotide messenger RNA. It is a transcript of the gene polr1b, whose product is annotated as RNA polymerase I subunit B. NCBI's taxonomy places the organism in Eukaryota, Metazoa, Chordata, Actinopteri, Blenniiformes, Blenniidae. The coding region runs from base 39 to 3443 and encodes 1134 amino acids. The transcript is spliced from 15 exons. Gene Ontology annotation, cellular component: nucleus. The record is from RefSeq and is a predicted model, not a curated record. Gene Ontology annotation, biological process: DNA-templated transcription. Gene Ontology annotation, molecular function: ribonucleoside binding; DNA binding; DNA-directed RNA polymerase activity.